UGCCUCAGCGGGGCAGCCGCUCAUUGAUCAGCGGGCUGGGCAGCUAGCAGCGGUCCUGUCAGUGUGGGCUCGCUGCCGCUUCUGCUAAUGGAUAUUUUCUAGCCAAAGGAGGAGGAAGUUAGUCGGUAUUUGUUGCAGAAUGGUAUUAAGAAAAAGACUAAAAUGGUGCCUUUGUAGUAGAUGUAUUAACACUGCCGGCUAGUCGCUGAUGUAACGUUAACGAGUGAAAGUUAGCUUGGUUUUUUAGUAGCAUACCGGUAGCUAACUAGGCCUUCCUUUUCCUUUGGCUAGCCAGGCACUUUAUUGUUUUUCUUCCCCUUUUAUAGAGGAAUUAGUUCAAAGUUAUCUCCUUGCUGAGUUUAGCACUUGCCGUAGACCUAUUUUUUCUUUGCUUCCUGUGUGAAGGAUUUGACAUGAAGAGGGUUAACAGCCUCCAGAGGUUUAUGAACAGGCGGGCCUCUGCUAACUGCCGCUACCAGCCCACCUGCUAUGAGCAUGCUGCAAACUGCUACACUCAUGCGCUCCUCAUCGUGCCGGCCUUUGUGGGCAUGGCGUUGCUGCACCGUAUGUCAGACGACCGAUGGGAGAGGAUCACGGCCUGGGUGUACGGCAUGGGCCUGUGCGCCCUCUUCCUGGUCUCCACUGUGUUUCAUAUCAUCACCUGGAAGAAGAGCCACAUGAGGUCUGUGGAGCAUUGCUUCCAUAUGUGUGACAGAGUGGUCAUCUAUUUUUUCAUUGCUGCCUCCUACACACCUUGGUUGAACCUUCGUGAACUCGGCCCUCUAGCAGCACACAUGCGCUGGUUUGUAUGGCUGAUGGCUGCUGCUGGGACCAUCUAUGUUUUCAACUACCAUGAAAAGUAUAAACUUGUCGAGCUGGCCUUCUAUUUGACGAUGGGUUUUUUCCCUGCAUCAGUCGUGACGUCAAUGAGCAACACAGAGGGGCUUCACGAGCUGGCCUGCGGAGGUCUCAUCUACUGCCUGGGCGUGUUUUUCUUCAAGUCUGACGGCGUCAUCCCCUUCGCCCACGCCAUCUGGCACGUGUUUGUGGCGCUGGCCGCUGCCGUGCACUACUACGCCAUCUGGAAAUACCUCUACAAGAAUCCCAGCGCCGAGACGCUCCUCGACUCCUGACCACCGGGGCCCGAAGCUGGUGACCUGGCAGACCUGGUGCUCCACCUCCCCUUGUGCUUCUGAGCCGAGGCACCUGCACACUUUGACUCCCUCAACUGCCCAUUAAGGCUGCAGCGACAGCCAGAAAGUUUACGAAAAUGACCAUGCAUUGUUUACUGUUUUCUAACGUGGUGGAGAACAGUUUUUUCCAGUAUCUCCCUGACAAUUUAAAAAAACAAAAAAACACCUCAGUCAAAAAAGCUACUUUUGAAGCUAUUUUAUAUAAGUUUUGUUCAAUCUGAACCAAAAAAUACUCUUGAGAGUGAGCGAAUUUUGACUUCCAAUUUUACAGUUAUUAUUACCCUCGGCACGUUGGUGAAUAUUUGUGAAGUAUUUGAUAGUAGUAGUCUUUUUGUAUCACUUGAAUGAGUCACAUUCCACACUCGGGGUCAUGUCAUUUGUGGAGAAUUUGUCUGUCAUCCUUUGAGAUUCUCUGUUACCCGUUUUUAGUCGGUGAUUUGCGCAGUAGGGAUGUUGCAGCAGGAGUAGUUAUUAUUGGUUUGAAGCUUCUGAAGUCACUCGCUGCUCUGCGGAGCUGCGGGUGUAUUUUCUUUGAAAUACAGAAAGUCAGAUGGAAGGAGAUGAAAAGAUUUUCAUGCGACUUAUGCGGCUCAUUAAAACUUCCAAAGCACCAUGUUGGCACUUAGGUGAGCUGAAAGGAUAGGAUUUUUUUUCCGAGCUUCCCUAAUUUUCACCACAAACUUACUUCGCUUUGCUCUCAUCUGAUCCAGAUUCAUGCAGUUCUUGUCUCUUGUUUUGUUCAUGCUCGGUCUCUACCCAAAUGCAGUUGCAAUUUUCGGAGGUGCCGGUAAGCUAAGAACCACAAACAAUAGCUCUUAACAUUUCUGUAAAUAAUUAUCCCUCUACUUAUGGGUUAGUGUAAACUGAGCAUGGGAGGUGAUUCACAGUGCAUUUCAGAGUAUGUGUAGGUGGGACAGGUGAAGUGGAUUCAUCAGCAUAGCCCUUGAUAUGAUGUGCUAUCUUGUCUAAGCCAAAUAAUGUGAGCGUCGGGCGCAGUUCCUACAGUGUAACGGUGCACAGUACAGUAAGUGACCAAGAGGAAAAACCACAGGGAUCUCCAGGCUGGAGAAUCAUGCUGAUAAUUAAAUUUUUGGUGUGUGAAGAAUGUGCAGCAGGACUUUCGUAUGUACAAGACCUUAUUACAUUUCCAUUAGUUCUUUGAGUCUUUGAGUUUCACCUUUAGCACAGCCAACCUUCCUCUGUGUUCUGCUUGGAAAAUGGAUCCAAUGGUUUAAGAAACCACAAGUUGAGACCAUAUCAUGUUAUGGUUUUGUUGAUUUUUUUUUUUUUUUUUUUUUUUUUUUUUUUUUUUGCUUAAUGGCUCCAUGUUUCCGAUUCCAACAAAUUACCUGCUGUGUCUGUUGCUUUCCCCCUGAUGUUGUGUGGAGCGUUGUAAAUCUGAAUGAUGUGUAUUUUUUAACCGUGGCUCCACUGAAAUGUAUCAUUGAUUCCUUAACCACUCUGUUUUGUAAUGUUUGUAUAUUCUGUUGUUUUGGAUCACACUGUCCAGGCCUUUGCAGGGAAAAAAAAAACUGCUUCUUGUUUAUUCCAUUGGCUGUCAAUGGUGCUGCAUAUUCAUGAAUGCUCCUCCACCACACUGAAUAUUACCUUUCUAAUGUGAAAAUAAAAAAAAAAAAAUGAUAAUGUA
Molecule: messenger RNA, 2841 nt
Organism: Myripristis murdjan (pinecone soldierfish)
Lineage: Eukaryota; Metazoa; Chordata; Actinopteri; Holocentriformes; Holocentridae
Gene: mmd
Product: monocyte to macrophage differentiation-associated
Exons: 7
Coding region: 414-1133 (239 amino acids)
Cellular component (GO): membrane
Molecular function (GO): pore-forming activity
Source: RefSeq, a predicted model, not a curated record